Bufo bufo (common toad) is the source of this 1064-nucleotide messenger RNA. RefSeq names its product nicotinamide N-methyltransferase-like. Lineage: Eukaryota; Metazoa; Chordata; Amphibia; Anura; Bufonidae. The record is from RefSeq and is a predicted model, not a curated record. Gene Ontology annotation, molecular function: N-methyltransferase activity. Gene Ontology annotation, cellular component: cytosol. The coding region runs from base 83 to 868 and encodes 261 amino acids. The transcript has 4 exons.
GUAAAGCUCACUCAGCUAUGCUGUGGUAAUUCACAAUCUUCAAAUACUAAGCUACGGAUCUAAGUAAGGUUUGUGAUAAAGAAUGGAGACUGUGUCUACUUCAUAUAACCAAGUUUAUGAAAAAAACUUUGAUGCAAGGAAAUAUUUGGACAUGUUCUAUGGUAUGGACCCCAAAACCCAGGAAAUUGAUGAAGAGUCAAUAUUUUUGUUGACAUUUCUUAGUAAUGUAUUUUCUUCAGGUCGUGUUAAAGGUCAUAGUCUCAUUGAAAUUGGUGCUGGUCCCUCCAUACAUAAUAUACUGUCCGCAUGUGAAGUUUUUGAAAAGAUCUAUCUGACUGAUUAUUUCCAAGGAAACCUACAUGAAAUUGAGAAAUGGCUAUAUAGUAAAAAUGAUGCUUUUGAUUGGUCUCCCUACUUGAGAUUUGUGUGUGACCUUCAAAACAAUCGAUCAACUCUGAGGGGGAAAGAGGAGAAGAUAAGAAGAAUGGUCUCUCUCAUGAAGUCUGAUGUCACCUUGAGCAAUCCACUACAUCCUAAUUCUCUUCCUUUAUCAGACUGUGUGUUAGUUGCCGGCUGCCUUAUAUGUACCUGCAAAACUUUAACAGACUUUAAAAUUUCUCUUAAGAACGUUGUAUCUCUGAUCAAACCAGGAGGACAUCUGAUUUUUAUUGAUUACUUAGGAGCUUCAUAUUACUGGGUUGGAGAGGCAAAGCUUCCACUUUUGUCACUUGAUGAACACUUUGUCAGGGAAGCAGUGGUGGAGAGCGGGUGCAAAAUUGAAACGUUUCAAUUGUUUAAAGAUUUUCAUUUUUCACGGGAGUUAUUUGAUUGUAAAAAUGUAUUCAGCCUUCUUGCCCAAAAACUUUAAGGGAUAUGGAAAAAUCAAGGCAGACAUUUUUGAGGUCAUUUAUCAAACUGGUGUAUGGUAGAACUGGCUUUUAGUUGCCCAUAGCAACCAAUUAGAUUCCAACUUUAAUUUUCCAAGGGAGCUGUCAAAACUGAAAGAUGGAAUCUGAUUGCUAAUGGAAACUAAGUUCUACUAAACACCAGUUCGAUAAAUGACC